AAAGACAGAAAUUGGUAUGGGUGAGCAGGAAGGAGGACUUUAUUACUUCAAGGAGCCAGAAAAGAAGAUGGUGUGCAGUGCGAAGAAGGAGAGUGCAUCUAUUGAUACAGGAAGUACAAAUGAGGUUAGCUCUUAUGAUGAAGAUGAAGAAAUGCGGACGGAAGAGCAGAUGGACCGUUCCAAGAGGGACGGUGGACCAGAGGAAAGCGGUGGAGCAGACAGGCUACAGACGGUCGACCUGAUGGACCGUUCGGAUGUCCACGGUCGACCGUCCGAGAGGCAGAAUGACGGGUUCCUGAGAGAUGACCAAACGGUCAACCUGGUGGACCGUUCUGAUAUCCACGGUCGACCGUCCGCGAGGCAGAAUGACGUUUCUUUGGGAGAUGAUCAAACGGUCGAUCGUGAAGUGGAAGACGGUCGACCGUCUCCGAGGCAGAAGGUUAGCGAUCCGGAACAUCUUCAGACGGUCGACCCCGUGGACCGUUCCACGGACAGCGGUCGACCGUCCUCUACCCAGCAGGCGGUGGAGAACUUGGGACAUGGUCAACGUGAGAAACGUCCAAAUGUACGCCUUGCCGAUUAUGUUACCCAUGUAGCUGGUUCACAUGUUGGUGAAAAAUGCAAAUAUCCUCUUGCCUCACAAAUACCCCAAAUGGCUAUUCCCAAGUCUCCUCCCAUAUUCUCCAUCUUCAUACUCCUCGCAUUCUCCCUUUCCGGCAUCCAAACGAGUCAAGCGAUCCGCGUGCUCCAACAACUCCCCGACGUCCCCCCGAUACUCUCCGCCGUUCUUCCCGCCCUUCCGACAUCUCCGACCAUAUCGGGAGAAACUCUGACGACCCCGCUUCUUCCGCUGCCGCCGCCGCUGCCGGACGCCGCCACUUUGUUCGGAGAUCCGCUGCUUCCGCCGCCGGCCUCGUCGCUGAACUUGCCUUUCGUUCAACCUUCUACUAAUGCUCUCCCUUCACUCCCAACAACAUUUCCUACCCUUUUACCACCUCCAAUGAACUAAUAAACUAAUUGAUUAAUUAAACUUCUCUUGAUGAGUUUGUUUGAUUAAUUCGGCAUCUAGCAAUAAAUUAAUAAUAUUUUCUCUGUCGCUCAAAAUCUCUCCACUCUCAAUUUUCUUCCGUUUAAAAAACACUUCUAUUAAUUUUAUGUACUUUUGUUACGUUUGGAGUCGUUAAAUGUUGUGGUACUACCAAUAAUAUGUGUGGUUCGUUCUAUAUAUGUUACGUUCUAGAUGAAACUAUGUUGUACUAAUGAGUACUAUCCUUUUGUUUUGUUUGAAAUAAAUGUUUCAUUUGUUA
Messenger RNA from Cuscuta campestris, 1307 nucleotides. NCBI's taxonomy places the organism in Eukaryota, Viridiplantae, Streptophyta, Magnoliopsida, Solanales, Convolvulaceae. The record is from the annotation of a GenBank genome assembly.